AUGUUUUACUUCCACUGUCCCCCUCAGCUGGAUGGAGAAUGUUGUCGGACUAAUACAUUGAACACCAACGGGUUUCCCAACCAUUCGUCAGCAGGUGAUUUUGAUGACGGCUUUCUGCGGAGAAAACAGCGUAGAAAUAGAACAACAUUUACGCUGCAACAGUUGGAGGCUUUGGAGGCUGUGUUCACGCAGACUCACUACCCCGAUGUUUUCACACGUGAGGAACUGGCCAUGAAGAUCAACCUGACUGAGGCGCGUGUCCAGGUGUGGUUCCAGAAUCGUAGGGCCAAGUGGAGGAAGACGCAGAGAGGGAGUACAGACCCCGACGGAGGUAAGGAGCAGAUAAACGAGGGAGGCACUCCUCCGUCCAGGAGUCUGAACUCCCAGUCUCCUGUGGACCAGAGCAGGAAACAGAAGGAACCUCUGCAUCUCCAGAGUAUAAACCGAGCCGUAGGUCCUGGUGGGCCGUUCUUCCCAUCCUGUCUACCAGGGACCCUCCUCAACUCAGCCACCUAUGCUCAGGCUCUGUCGCAUGUUGCCACAAUGAAGGGCGGUGGUCUGUGCUCUUGCUGUGUUCCUGACCCCAUGGGCCUGUCCUUCUUGCCCCCCUACGGUUGUCAGGGCAACCGUACAGCCAGCGUGGCAGCCCUGCGGAUGAAGGCCCGUGAGCACUCCGAGGCCGUCCUGCAGUCAGCCAACCUGCUGGGGAAUGGCCAUGGGCAUGGCGCUGGAGUAGGAGGCCUGCCCAGGGUCGGGGUAUCCGGGGAUGGGUUGAAAAGGCCCAGGAUGGAACCUGCCCUGGGAGUCAUAUCUGGAUCAGUGUCGGGUGUUUCUGGAGCCGUGGGGAGAGGAGCAGGGGGCGGACUUACUCUCAGCCCAGGCUCCAAGGCCCCGACUCAGGGUAGCGGGUCUGACAUGAACCCCGUCUGCCCCAAGGAACCACUGGAGAAAAAGUGA
Molecule: messenger RNA, 957 nt
Organism: Salvelinus namaycush (lake trout)
Lineage: Eukaryota; Metazoa; Chordata; Actinopteri; Salmoniformes; Salmonidae
Product: dorsal root ganglia homeobox protein-like
Exons: 6
Coding region: 1-957 (318 amino acids)
Biological process (GO): regulation of transcription by RNA polymerase II
Molecular function (GO): RNA polymerase II transcription regulatory region sequence-specific DNA binding; DNA-binding transcription factor activity, RNA polymerase II-specific
Source: RefSeq, a predicted model, not a curated record